CGGAGGUGCUUAUCUAAGACGUUAUCGGUUUUUUUCACCUCUAAACUCCAGUCCACACCUGGCACUGGGACUCGAUCUGGUCGAGCAGACCCCACCCAGCCUCGCCUAGAUACGUAGAAACCCACAGACAAGCCACAAGUGGCUACCAAUCAAAAAUCCACUUAUCAGCCACCGCACCAAAAUAAAAAAUUGAAUUUUUCUGUGGUGCAGUAGCAGGGCUCGCUUAACGCUUUCACACCAAUCCACCACUCCAACCAACGUCCAUCAUCAAGCCGAACCCACUCUAAGAUUUGGCCAUCACAACCAUCGACGACAGAAAUUCGCCCAGCGCCCAUAGGUCUUUUACUGCGAAAGACUUCUCCCGGAUCCCAAUACCCCUUUGGAUUUCUGAGAGUAGUGGAACAAAUUAGCCAAGAUGCCUUCUGAAGCCGGUCACAGAUUAUACGUCAAGGGACGUCACCUAAGCUACCAACGUAGCCGACACACAACCCACCCCAAGACGAGCUUGAUCAAGAUCGAGGGCGUCGACGACACCGACGCUGCCAACUUCUACCUUGGCAAGAAGAUCGCGUACGUCUACAAGGGCCAGAAGGAGGUCCGAGGAACCAAGAUCCGCGUGAUCUGGGGCAAGGUUACCAGGCCUCACGGCAACUCCGGCGUUGUCCGAGCCAAGUUCGCUACCCCUCUUCCUUCCAAAUCUUUCGGCGCGUCUGUUCGUAUCAUGCUUUACCCUUCGUCGAUAUAAGAUGGGUUAGGGCCGGAGUUGGUAGUGUGGAACGGUUCUCAUGAUUGGCUGCAUCUGGGUUAGGCAAGGUAUAAGGCUUAAGCCUUGCGUCUAGCAUCGACAA
Molecule: messenger RNA, 848 nt
Organism: Annulohypoxylon truncatum
Lineage: Eukaryota; Fungi; Ascomycota; Sordariomycetes; Xylariales; Hypoxylaceae
Product: 60S ribosomal protein L33
Exons: 5
Coding region: 416-745 (109 amino acids)
Biological process (GO): cytoplasmic translation; ribosomal large subunit biogenesis
Cellular component (GO): ribosome; cytosolic large ribosomal subunit
Molecular function (GO): structural constituent of ribosome
Source: RefSeq, a predicted model, not a curated record